Messenger RNA from Protobothrops mucrosquamatus (brown spotted pit viper), 1076 nucleotides. RefSeq names its product mas-related G-protein coupled receptor member H-like. The transcript has 2 exons. NCBI's taxonomy places the organism in Eukaryota, Metazoa, Chordata, Lepidosauria, Squamata, Viperidae. Gene Ontology annotation, cellular component: membrane. Gene Ontology annotation, molecular function: G protein-coupled receptor activity. The record is from RefSeq and is a predicted model, not a curated record. The annotation marks the transcript as partial. Gene Ontology annotation, biological process: G protein-coupled receptor signaling pathway.
GUGUUUAUGUACAAAAGGAAAAAAAGAAAAAUACAGAAGAAAAGAAAAUUGAGCUGAGCAGAAUGGCAGAGUUUGGCCCUAACUCAUUAUUUGCUUCAGAGAUAAAAUAUAAUACCUAUGACAAUCUAAAUUCGUCAUUAUUUGCUUCAGAUGUGGAAUAUAAUACCUACAACAAUCUCAAUUGGACUGAAAUUGAAAAUUUGUUAAUUCAAAGUGUUCCAAAUUUUACUGAGUUUAUCAUCUUUCAUGUCAUUCUUUUUACUGUCUGCUUUUUGGGACUUGUAGGGAAUGGAAAAGUCAUCUGGAUUCUUGGUUUCCAUAUGAAAACAAAUUCUUUCUCCAUCUAUGUCUUGAAUUUGGCUGUGGCUGAUUCUGGAAUACUUAUACUGAAAGUUUUGGUUAAAAUAUUUGAGUUUCUUAAUGCAUAUCAUUUUAGAAUAUAUUUAAUUUUUUCCAGUCUUUAUUUUGUGAUGCACAAUACUAGUCAACUUUUAUUAAUAAGCAUCAGCAUGGACCGUUGUGUAUCAGUGCUUUUUCCAAUUUGGCAUCAAUGCCAUCGGCCACCCAAAUUGUCCCUCAUUGUGUGUGUUAUCACUUGGGUUCUGCCCUUUGUGUACUUUGCCUUGGAAAUGGUGAUGACAUUUUCAAAUACUUUUCUAAUGUUUCAGAUUAUUUUCAGUUCACUGAUUUCUUACCCAAUAGUGGUCAUUUUCACUUUGAUCCUGCUUGUUAAAAUUUUCAUUAAACCACGCCAGCAAAAGCGGAAAAAAGUGUUGACGGUAGCCUUGCUUGCACUUGUGUGCUUCAUUGUACUUCGUUUGCCUCUGACCAUAUUUUCCAUUAUUGUUUAUGCUAUGCCAGUGAUGUCCUGGAUUGAACCUAUUAUUAUUUCUUCAUGGAUAUGUGACAUGUGUAUUGCAGUUAAUAGCAGCAUCAACCCAAUCCUUUAUUUCCUGGCUGGGAGAAAUAAAGAGGACCGAUCCAGAGUAUCCAUGAAACUUGCACUCCGCAGGGUUUUCAGAAAUGAGGAAGAUAUCAAGGAAGAUGGGACACAGCCUGAUGAAACCCAGUUGUGA